Molecule: messenger RNA, 327 nt
Organism: Phytophthora sojae
Lineage: Eukaryota; Oomycota; Peronosporomycetes; Peronosporales; Peronosporaceae
Exons: 2
Coding region: 1-327 (108 amino acids)
Source: RefSeq, a predicted model, not a curated record
AUGGCUUCAUCAGCCCAACAGUACAUCCCCGAUUCCCUCGACACGUACCCCCAAGUGUGGCCGGACAGUGGUGGGCACCGACGCGCAACGCAAGAUCCCGCUCCGCCCCCUCUCAACGCCACGAAAGCCUCGUCGGAUUUUACAAGCGCGGCUUCAAUCUACAAAUCGCUGGCGAUCCGCGGGCGACAAGAUGCACUCGGAGGACUUCGUGCAGUUCAUGAGCUUCGCGGGAGUACUAUCGAGCACGCCCGUGACGACCACAUUGUCACAGAUCCGUUUGCAGAGCCACUCACUCGUCAGAUCGCCCCGCAGCUCGCCCUCGGAUGA